AUGAAUAAACUUUUAGAAGGAUCACAAUCAAGUAAUAUAUAUAAUAAAUUAAAUGAAAAUGUCACUGGAAGCCAAUAUGAUACAAUUUGUAAUGUAAUAAAUAAAUCCAAAAAUAGAAAUGGUUUUCCAAGCGGAAGUUAUGAUCUAUGUAAACAAAUUGCAAGAAAUGCGGAUGAUUUAUCAAAAAUGUUAAAUAAAAGUGGAUAUAAUAAUCAAUGUUUACAUUACACAUACUGGAUAUAUUAUGAACUAAAAAAAAUUUUAAAACAAAACUCGGAAGAUGUUAAAACAAAACAAAUAAUUAAAUAUUUGGAAUUGAAAAAUAAUAUUUAUAAGGAAUAUCAAUUACAUAAGUGUCGACCUGACAUUAAGGAUAACAAUAUAAAUGAAUUAAAUGAAAAGGUUGAUGAGAAAUAUUUACAUGAUUAUUUUCAAAAUUAUGAUAUUAUUAAAACCUACUCUGCGUGUGAACGUGCUACAUUUCAAAUCUACAAGGAAUAUCUUACUAAUAUUAGUAAAUUAUACAUGAAGCACAAAAAGGAUAAGCAAUGCUGUGAUGAUCCAUUUUGGGAUAGCUGUCCAGAUUAUUUUAAAUGUCCAAAUGAAUUUGAUCCUAAUAAUCUCUUAAAAGUAUUAAAUUCUGACACAAAUGGUAGAUGUAAUAACUUAAAAAAAUUAGAAAAAACUUCAAAAUCCGUUUAUCCAAUGAGUUCUGGGGGUUCCCAAACAGAUAUUAUAAGUUCAUUUUAUUUUAUUAGCUGUCCAGAUAUUACAGAUAAAAGACAGAAAUGUAAUGUGUUUCCUUCUUACCCUGCAUCUAUGAUAAAUCCUUCUUCAUCCUUUACUCAACAUCCACCUUAUCAUGUAACUUUUACGAUCGAUGGACAACCAAGAACUUCUGUAGAUACCUUGUCACGAAGAGAGAGACCAGGAUCAACUGCAAAUUCAGUACAACCGGAACAUUUACCCUUUUCAGAUCAAUUAAGUCUAAAUGGGUCUCCAGAAACUAAAGAAAAAGAUGUUUGUACAACACCAGGAUAUGUAAAAGAUUCAUCAGGAAAUUGCAGGGAGCCAAAUGUGCGUGAAACACCAACUAUUGGAUUAAGGAUAAAUGAAUAUCAUCCCAACAAAAAAAGAGCUUAUAUAUCAUUCAAGAAUAAUUCUGUUUCUUCUAAUACAUUCAACAUUUUUUUCCGUGCCGGUAUCAUAUUAACUUUGAUAGUGGGAAUAAUUUCCAUUAUUUUUAUUUAUUAUAAAUUUACUCCCUUUGGAAUAUGUUUUCGUAAAAAGAUGUCAAAGAAAAAAGGAAUUGACAAUUAUUAUGAUGAUCCGUAUAUGCGGCAUUUUAUAAUCCGUGCUCCAAAAUCGGUUAAAAGAAAAGUUGGAACUAAGGGAUUAAGAUUUUCUUAUUAUUCCAUGUGA
Messenger RNA from Plasmodium malariae, 1422 nucleotides. RefSeq names its product PIR protein. Bases 1 to 1422 code for a protein of 473 amino acids. Lineage: Eukaryota; Apicomplexa; Aconoidasida; Haemosporida; Plasmodiidae. The transcript is spliced from 3 exons. The record is from RefSeq and is a predicted model, not a curated record.